Messenger RNA from Episyrphus balteatus (marmalade hoverfly), 1624 nucleotides. It is a transcript of the gene Rbbp5, whose product is annotated as retinoblastoma-binding protein 5 homolog. The coding region runs from base 110 to 1567 and encodes 485 amino acids. The record is from RefSeq and is a predicted model, not a curated record. Lineage: Eukaryota; Metazoa; Arthropoda; Insecta; Diptera; Syrphidae. Gene Ontology annotation, molecular function: protein binding. Gene Ontology annotation, cellular component: Set1C/COMPASS complex. The transcript has 7 exons.
UUUUGGUGAAUUUUGUUUUCCGGUCACAAUAAUAUUAUUUUUUUAUUUAUUUAUUAUAAACAAAAUAUAGUUUAUUCAUUAAAAUACAAGUACAAAUAAUUAUGCAAGCAUGAAUCUUGAACUACUUGAAUCGUUUGGACAAAAUUAUCCCGAAGAAUUUGAUGGUUCGCUGGAUUGUAUAUCCUUGGCUGUAACUUGUUGUUUCAAUAAAUACGGAACUCUAUUAGCUGUCGGUUGUAAUGAUGGUCGUAUUGUUGUAUGGGAUUUUCUUACCCGAGGUAUAGCAAAAAUUAUCUCGGCUCAUGUUCAUCCUGUUUGUAGUUUAAGUUGGACAAGAAGUGGACAAAAGCUUUUAUCGGCCUCUACCGACAACAACGUAUGCAUUUGGGAUGUCUUAACUGGAGAAUGUGAACAAAAAUAUCGAUUUCCUUCGCCAAUUCUCAAAGUUCAAUUCGAUCCCAGAAAUGAUAAUCGAUUUCUAGUCUGUCCGAUGAGAUAUGCUGCUGUUUUGGUUAAAAUCAAUGAUACGCAUAUGUGCCUGCCAGUUGAUCAAGAUGGAGAUUUAAAUAUUGUAGCUUCGUUUGAUCGAAGAGGAAAAUACAUUUACACUGGCAAUGCCAAGGGCAAGAUCAUUGUCUUAGAUGUUGACACACUGGAUAUUGUGGCUAGUUUCCGGAUCAUUGUAGGAACUUCAAGUGCAACAGCUGUGAAAAGUAUUGAGUUUGCCAGGCGGGGAGAUGCUUUUCUUAUCAACACAUCCGAUCGUGUUAUAAGAGUUUACGACUCUCGGGAGAUAAUCAAUCAAGGAAGGGAUGGAGAACCCGAACCAAUUCAAAAACUUCAAGAUUUAGUCAACAAAACCACCUGGAAAAAAUGCUGUUUCUCUGGCGAUGGAGAAUAUAUCUGCGCCGGCAGUGCACGUCAGCAUGCUUUGUACAUUUGGGAGAAAUCAAUUGGUAAUUUGGUGAAAAUUCUUCACGGCACCAAAGGUGAACUCCUGCUAGAUGUUGUUUGGCAUCCAGUGCGACCAAUAAUCGCAAGUAUCAGUUCGGGUUUAGUAUCGAUAUGGGCACAAAAUCAAGUUGAAAAUUGGUCAGCCUUUGCACCAGAUUUUAAAGAACUCGAUGAAAAUGUUGAAUACGAAGAAAGAGAAUCCGAAUUCGACAUCACCGACGAAGAUAAAUCAGUUGAUCUGAGUGCAGAAGCAAAACAGGAUGAAGAAACCGAAGUUGAUGUUUGUAGGGUGGAGCCAGUUGCUGCAUUUUGUAGUUCUGAUGAAGAGUUCGAUGAUGAGAAUGUUUUGCAAUUUCUACCAAUGGCUCCGGAAGUUGAAGAUCCCGAAGAUGGUUGGGCAGCACAAGAAAGUUGUGAUCCAAAUAUUUCGAGAGAAAGUGAACCGAUGGAUGUUGAUGAUGAUGUGCCGACAAAGAGACGCAAAAUGAGUACCUAUGAUAUAAGUUUACCAGAUGCUCCAGUUGAUGAAACUCAUCCUUUAAUUGCGAGUAAAACCAACAAAGAUAAACAAUCGGCUGGUGGAAAAAAAAGUGCAGGCAGACCCAAAAAGUAAAAAAAAGUUUUCUUUUUUUGUCUUUUUGUAAAAUAUAAAGAUUUUAUAUCACAACAA